AUGAAAAUGCUACUGCGGUAUCUGCUUGCCUGUACAGUGCUGAGCUCGUCCGCUGCCUGGGCGUCCUACCUGCCUAGCGAGAGUCAGGCAGUCCUCGGUUUCGAUGUAGCAAACGUAGCCCCAGAAGAGGGUCUCCUCAAGUCUUUUGCGAUCGAGUUUGCGAAAGGAUGGGGCGUUGAAGAUGUAUUAGAGGCUGCAGAGGCAGCAGGCGCGGACGUCUGGCGAGUCAGCCAGUCUCAAGUCGACGUAUACUUCCCGACCGAGGAGAUCUACUCCCUCUCCCGCUUCAACGGCUCUGAUCUCGCGCAGCGGACGUCACGGAUUCCGGGGUCUGCACUGGUCCCGCGCGUCGCCCGCGCGCCGUCGUCCUCGUGGAAUCUGACGUCGUUGUCGAAUACGACGUUCCACGCGGACUACCAUCCGCUGCAUGAGAUCGAGGAGUUUGUCGAGGCGCUCGCCGCGCUACAUCCGGAAGUAGUGCAACUUGUGAACAUCGGCCACUCGGCGGAGGGAAGGGAGAUGUUUGCGAUGCGGCUGUCAAAGAACACGGGGAAGAAGGCGAAGGCGAAGGCGGGGUUUGUUAUCACUGGGGCGCAACAUGCACGCGAGUGGGUGGCAACAUCUACCGUGCUGUAUUUGAUACAUGCUCUCGUUGCGAGUGCUUCUGAGCCCUAUGCAAUGUCGACACUGUUGGAUUACUAUGAUUUUCACAUCAUCCCUGUCCCCAAUCCUGAUGGUUAUGUCUACACCUGGGAACACGACAGGCUCUGGUAUAAGAAUCGGCAGAUUCUGGGCCCGAGUGAGAAAAAUUGGGGAUACAAGUGGAAGGCAAAAGCACGCUUCCCAGAAUUCGAAUUAGAGAACAAGCCCUCGCUGCCCACUGACCCAUGCACGCCAUGGUAUCCUGGCCACCGCCCGUUCGAAUCGCCAGAAACAAACAACAUCGCGAACUACGUCACCACUCUCCCUGCGCUCAAGACGUAUAUCGAUCUGCGAGCAUACGGGCAAAUGCUAUCAACCCCUUGGGCGUACUCAUGCAAGAAGACUACAAAAGAUGCAGAAGACCAGAUUGAGGCCGCCCAUGGUGCUGCACGGGCGAUCAAGCAAGCUCACGGCAAAACAUUCACUGCUGGUACCCUCUGCUCGAUGACGUAUAAAGCUCCUGGAAAUGUCGUAGACUGGAUGUAUGCGAAAGCGGGGAUCAAAUUUGCGUAUGCUGUUCAUUUAAGGGACACUGGAACUUACGGGUUCUCCCUCCCAUCUGAAUGGAUUCGGCCUGUGGGCGAGGAGACCGUCAACAUGAUUGCAUUUUUAGCAGAGUUUAUUAGAAUGGGGAAGUACUGUGAGUCGCCCCCCCUUCGCCGGUUUACGUUCGGAAGCAGAGAGGCACUGAGGAGGUUCCUGACGGAAUCUGGAGCAUUCACGAAAACAGGAGAGAAGCCGAAGAAGACGGACAUUAGGUGGGAGGACGAACCUGGGCAAGAGGAGGGAGAAGACGACGAGGCUGAGGAGGAGGAAGGUGGAGGGGGGUAA
Fibroporia radiculosa is the source of this 1533-nucleotide messenger RNA. RefSeq lists its product as uncharacterized. Gene Ontology annotation, molecular function: zinc ion binding; metallocarboxypeptidase activity. The record is from RefSeq and is a predicted model, not a curated record. The transcript is spliced from 12 exons. NCBI's taxonomy places the organism in Eukaryota, Fungi, Basidiomycota, Agaricomycetes, Polyporales, Fibroporiaceae. The coding region runs from base 1 to 1533 and encodes 510 amino acids. Gene Ontology annotation, biological process: proteolysis.